Messenger RNA from Asparagus officinalis (garden asparagus), 336 nucleotides. Its product is annotated as calcium-binding protein SPEC 2C-like. The transcript has a single exon. The record is from RefSeq and is a predicted model, not a curated record. The coding region runs from base 1 to 336 and encodes 111 amino acids. Gene Ontology annotation, molecular function: calcium ion binding. NCBI's taxonomy places the organism in Eukaryota, Viridiplantae, Streptophyta, Magnoliopsida, Asparagales, Asparagaceae.
AUGCCUUUUAAUGCGCCCGCUCCUGCCCACUCCCGCUCUGGCGUAACACCAAUCAAGCUACUAGAGCGCCGUUCAAUUGACCGAGGGAAGAUGCAAAUGACAAGGGAGGAGUUCAAGAAAUGGCUUGAGAGCAUGGACGGAGAUGGAGAUGGACAAGUUAGCAAGAGCGAGCUUCGCGCUGCGUUGAAAGGGCUCGGCAUGCACUUUACCAGAUGGAAAACUUGGAGGGCGAUGUCCCGCGCUGACCUGAACCAUAAUAAGAAGGUUGAUAGUGAGCAGGAGAUUGACGAGCUCAUCAAAUAUGCGGCUAUACAUUGGGGAAUUCUUGUUGUUUAG